ACCACCGCCAUGUUGGGUUAUCUCGUCUUGGGACUCGUGGCGGCCGCCCUACUCGUGCUCGUCGUGCUCUACCUCACAAGGACCUCCACCUCCAGUGCCUUCUUCAGGAGGGACGUGGAGACGGGCCUCGUGUCAUGGGGCCGCAGCAGAGGCUUGGAGGGCCAGGCAGCCGUCAUGAUCUCGCACUCGCUCCCAGACCUCUCUCGCUCCGUCUCGCAGGAACAGCUCCUCCCCGUCGACAACAAGAAGGUGGCUCGCCAAACGACCCUGCCCACCGUGCCCCAGCGCCACGCGAGCUUCCAGCGGCAGCUCUCCCAGCGCCUCCACCUCGACAGCAUCCAGUUCUCGGUCUGCAACCUUGAGAAGAAGGAUGACCUCGGCUUGCUGAAGCCUGAACUGUACAGGAACGAGCUCAUCCGCCAGGCGUCCGUCGAGAGUUCCGGCGCAGGAUCGGAUACGGAGGCGGUCGGGCGUCUCCGGUUCACGCUGAAGUACGACCCGGCUAUCGAGGGUCUCAUCGUCAAGGUGGUCCAGGCCCUCGACCUCCCGGUGAAAGACGUGUCCGGCUCCUCUGACCCGUACAUCAAGGUCUACCUCCUUCCCGAUCGCAAAAAGAAGUUCUGCACGAAGGUUCAUCGCCGCAACUUGAACCCCGAAUUCAAUGAGGUGUUCGUCUUCAGCGUGACGUGGGCGGAGUUACGUGACCGGACGCUCCAGUUCAGCGUGUACGACUUCGACCGCUUCAGUCGUAACGACCUCAUUGGGCAGGUCGUCUUGAAGAGCGUGACGGAGCACUGCGAUCCUGAACAAGAGAUGGAGUACUUGAUGGAUAUCCUCAACACCAAACAUGACUCUCGAGAUCUCGGCGAACUGAUGCUGAGUCUGUGUUAUCUCCCGACGGCCGGACGCCUCACCGUGACGGUUAUCAAGAUGAGGAACUUGCGUGCCAUGGACAUCACCGGCUCUUCAGACCCGUACGUGAAAGUGUGCCUCCUGUGCCAAGGUCGACGCAUCAAGAAAAAGAAGACAACAGUGAAGAAGUCGACCCUCAACCCCGUGUAUAAUGAAGCCCUGGUGUUCGACAUUCCCAACGACAAUAUCGAGGACGUCACCCUGCUCGUCAAGGUCGUCGACUAUGAUAGAAUCGGCGCCAACGAACUCCUGGGCGUGUCGGUGAUCGGGUCGCAGGUCCUCGGGCCGGGGCGUGACCACUGGCUCGAGAUGCUGGAGUGCCCCCGCCGCCCCGUCACCCAGUGGUACCCCCUGAUGGAGAGCGUGCCCCUCAACCUCGUGACGUCACCGACCCGCUCUCUGCCGCCGCCUCUCACCUGCUUCAAUUCCACGUGAGAGCAUACACCGGUGACUGGAGAAAGUUUUGGAAUGUCCACUGGUUCCCCCAUUGGCAUGAAUUGAGUAUUGGUGAUAUUCCCGCUGACUGAGGCAAGUCUGUUUUUGAAGAAGGGAUAAUGCUUCUUACACCAACCGCACUGCAGGGUUUAGCAGAACGACGAAAAUAUAUCGAGUGUUGCAGUAACGUAUUCGUAGUGCAGUCUGAAACGGUUACUGCACUGAUGUGUGUAAUACAGGAUAUCGUGUAUUCAAAUUACCAUUCCAAUCUUUUAUUAGCUUUUAGUUUCAUUUUAGUUUGAUUAAAAGAUUGAGUAAUCAAGUCAUUCAAAACACAAAAAUUAGCAUCGAUGUAUAUAGUAUUUUAUAAACAAUUAAUACUCAGGUAUGACACCAUGAAUAUUUCAUUUGUUUCCUCGUGGUUUCUAAGUUUUAAAAUUUCUUCACAGUCCAGGUUCAUCAUAUUAAUGAAAACUUUAAUGAAAUAAUUAAUAAAUAAACGAGGAAGAUAAGUUUUUCUUUUAUGGGAAUGAAUAAAUUUAUGGACGCUGAAAAUUGCUUGCACAAAAUGAUGCGGUUAUAUGUCUUCAUGGUAAUAUUUAUUAUGAUAUAUAACCAGACUCCUCAUUGCUAAGCAUUCUGUUAAAACUUGCGUAAUAUUUCUUCACUUUGUUGCUCUGGUAACAAGUGGGUCCACUGUAUCUUUGAAUUUCUUUUGUUGAUAAG
Penaeus chinensis is the source of this 2073-nucleotide messenger RNA. Its product is annotated as synaptotagmin-10-like. The record is from RefSeq and is a predicted model, not a curated record. Gene Ontology annotation, molecular function: calcium-dependent phospholipid binding; calcium ion binding; phosphatidylserine binding. The coding region runs from base 10 to 1347 and encodes 445 amino acids. Gene Ontology annotation, biological process: calcium-ion regulated exocytosis; regulation of calcium ion-dependent exocytosis; cellular response to calcium ion. The transcript is spliced from 10 exons. Gene Ontology annotation, cellular component: membrane. NCBI's taxonomy places the organism in Eukaryota, Metazoa, Arthropoda, Malacostraca, Decapoda, Penaeidae.